AGUUAUAAAUGGGGGGGAAAAAUGUGUGUCCUCUGUCACUGAGGGUUGUAGAGAGCGGUGCCUGGCUGGAGAGCUCAGUGCAGCAGAGAACAGGGGCAGAGCAUGAGUUCCAAGUCAAAAUCCAUUGGGAUCAUCGGAGUGCCUUUCUCAAAGGGCCAGCCACGAGGAGGCGUGGAAGAAGGCCCUACCGUAUUGAGAAAGGCUGGCCUGCUUGAGAAACUUAAAGAACAAGGGUGUGAUGUGAAAGAUUACGGGGACCUGCCCUUUGUUGACAUCCCUAAUGAUCCUCCCUUUGAAAUUGUGAAGAAUCCAAGGUCUGUGGGAAAAGCGAAUGAGCAGCUGGCUGGUAUGGUGGCAGAGGUGAAGAAGAAUGGAAGGACCAGCCUGGUGCUGGGCGGAGACCACAGUAUGGCGAUUGGAAGCAUCUCUGGCCAUGCCAGGGUCCACCCAGAUCUCUGCGUCAUUUGGGUGGAUGCUCACACUGAUAUCAACACUCCACUGACAACCACAAGUGGGAACUUGCACGGACAACCUGUGUCUUUCCUCCUGAAGGAACUAAAAGGAAAGAUCCCUGAUGUACCAGGAUUCUCGUGGGUGACUCCCUGCAUAUCCGCCAAAGAUAUUGUGUAUAUUGGCCUGAGAGACGUGGAUCCUGGGGAACACUAUAUUUUGAAAACUCUGGGUAUUAAGUAUUUUUCAAUGACUGAAGUGGAUAAACUGGGCAUUGGCAAGGUGAUGGAAGAAGCACUCAGCUACCUACUAGGAAGAAAGAAAAGGCCAAUUCAUUUGAGCUUCGAUGUUGAUGGACUGGACCCAUCCUUCACACCAGCUACUGGCACACCAGUCCCGGGAGGUCUGACUUACAGAGAAGGUCUCUACAUUACAGAAGAAAUUUACAAAACAGGGCUACUCUCAGGAUUAGAUAUAAUGGAAGUGAACCCAUCUCUGGGAAAGACACCGGAAGAAGUAACUCGAACAGUGAACACAGCAGUAACAGUAACGUUGGCUUGCUUUGGAGUUGCUCGGGAGGGUAACCAUAAGCCUAUUGACUACCUUAACCCACCUAAGUAAAUGUGGACAUGCCAUGUAAAAAUCUCAUAGCUAAUGUCAUAAUUAGCCAAUCUAAUAACUUACUUAAGCUUACAGCUAUUGCCCCAAUGAUUUGAUCUUUCCAAAAAAUCUUCUGCCUUGGUAAUUAUUAUUAAAAUUAGUAUAAACUAUCAAUUCCCUCUGGUAUGAAAUUCAAGACUUGGACAUUCUAACUUCUGUGAAAUUGAAGUUUGUAUUUCCCAUUUUGGCAAAAGACAUCCUUAGAGAAAGAUACGUUAACUUCCAAAUAAAAUUUGCUGGCAUUAAAAACAAACACACACCUGUUUAAGCCCACACAUGUAGAAUGGGACUCCUGAUGUCAGCAGAUUAAGCUCACCCCACCUGAAAGGGAUCAUAUUCUUAUGUUGUUCAAAAGAUGUGAUUUUUAUAAUAAACUCUCUAUAUUAAGGUUC
This is a messenger RNA of Acinonyx jubatus (cheetah), 1502 nucleotides long. It is a transcript of the gene ARG1, whose product is annotated as arginase 1. The coding region runs from base 103 to 1071 and encodes 322 amino acids. The transcript is spliced from 8 exons. The record is from RefSeq and is a predicted model, not a curated record. NCBI's taxonomy places the organism in Eukaryota, Metazoa, Chordata, Mammalia, Carnivora, Felidae. Gene Ontology annotation, molecular function: manganese ion binding; arginase activity. Gene Ontology annotation, cellular component: cytosol; cytoplasm; nucleus.